Molecule: messenger RNA, 2338 nt
Organism: Macadamia integrifolia
Lineage: Eukaryota; Viridiplantae; Streptophyta; Magnoliopsida; Proteales; Proteaceae
Product: pentatricopeptide repeat-containing protein At1g11290, chloroplastic-like
Exons: 1
Coding region: 114-2132 (672 amino acids)
Biological process (GO): RNA modification
Molecular function (GO): protein binding; RNA binding
Source: RefSeq, a predicted model, not a curated record
UUAAAACGUGCGCAAAGUAGAAUGCUAUAUAAUCCCGUUAAUUUAAUUUUUUGAAAAAGAGCCAUAGAGGUCUCAAUUCCUUCCUCUCUGACCCGAGUUAUUGGCUAUGCGUGAUGAACUUUCUCCGUUCCGGCUUUGCUUCUCUAGCACACGAUACUAAUAAAUUGAAUCGACACCUACGUUUUCACGUCAGCGAAACAUGGAGGACCCAAAUCUCAAAAACUAGAAGUCUGGUAGCUAAGUCCCGUUUCAAAAGUACCCACAUAAUGUUCGACGAUUCUCCCCAAAGACACUUUCUUAUUCGAAAUUUAAAUUCUUGUUCGUAUCACACCAUUUCUCAUGAAGAAUCUCAAGGUGGACUUACCCACAAACAUAUUAUUUCUUGGACGGCUACUAUUUCUAGCUUCGCAAGUAGUAAUCGCCCAGAACAUGCUAUUGAGAUGUUUAAACUAAUGCUUUUAAACGAUCAGAAGCCAAACUACGUGACGCUUCUGAGUGUAAUUCGCGCUGUCAGUGCAUUGGGUUGGGAAGAUAGGACUUGGGCAAUUCAUGGCUUUGUGAUCAAACAUGGGCUUGGCUCUGAAGUUUCUCUUGUGACGGCCUUGGUGGGUCUCUAUUCUCUCCACGAUAUGGCAAUGGCGUGGGAACUGUUUGAUGGGACACCCGCGAAGGAUUUGGUUCUCUGGAGUGCAAUGAUUGCAGCAUCCUCAAAGAACGGCCAAUCUAUUGAAGCUGUUGAGAUUUUCCGACAAAUGCAAUAUGAAGGUGAGGAACCUAAUCACAUAAGCAUUGUCAGCGUUCUGCCUGCUUGCGCCGAUCUUGUUGCUCUGUCAUUGGGCAAACAGAUACACGGAUACUCCGUAAAGAGAGAAUUAUCUCUGUUUACCAAUGUUCAGAACUCACUUGUGGAUAUGUAUGCAAAAUGUGGGAAACUAGAGGUUUCAAUUUUGCUUUUCAAUGAGAUUGUGAAUAAGGAUAUAGUUUCUUGGAACACCAUGAUUUGCAGGUGUUUGGGAAAUGGUUUGCCUCUGAAAGCAUUGGAAUUUUUUUCAAAAAUGCGAUCUUCUUGCUUGGAACCAAAUGAAGCUGCCAUUAGGAAUGCUUUAGGAGCUUGCUCACAGUUGCGUAAACUUGACUAUGGGCUGGGAUUGCAUUGCUAUGUGAUAAAGGAUGGGUUUUUGUCUCUUGUUGCUAUUGGGACUGCUCUUCUAAGAAUGUAUGCCGAGUUUGGGGAUGUCAGUUCAGCAGAGACUCUCUUUUCCCACCUCCAUGAGAAAGAUCUUAUUGCCUGGAGUGCCAUGAUCUCUGUUUAUGCUCAAGCUGGGUAUCCAUACCAUGCACUGGACACAUUUAAACAGAUUCAAUUAGUAAAUGUAAAGCCUAAUGAGGUCACUUUGGUUAGUUUGUUACAAGCAUGCUCUUCAAUGGGAGCUCAAGAACAUGGGAAGAGUGUACAUGCCCACACUGUUAGACUUGGUUACUCAUCCAAUGCGUAUAUAACAUCGGCUUUAAUUGAUUUAUACUGCAAAAUUGGGAGGCUAAACCAAGGAAAAGCCUUGUUUGAUAAACUUCCAAUCAAAGAUCUUAUAUGCUGGAGUUCAAUGAUAAAUGGGUAUGGGGUGAAUGGGUGUGGUAAAGCGGCCCUUGAGACUUUCUUGGAUAUGUUGGAGUGUGGGACAAAGCCGAAUGACAUUGUUUUUGUUUCGGUUUUAUCAGCGUGUAGUCACUGUGGUUUGGAAGAUGAAGCUUGGAAUUGGUUUUAUAGCAUGGAAGAAACAUAUGGUGUUGUUCCUAAUGUAGCACAUUAUGCUUGCAUGGUAGAUUUGCUUAGUCGUCGAGGAAGAAUUGAAGAAGCUAUUGGAUUUAUUAAGGAGAUGCCAAUGCAACCAGACACAAGCGUUUGGGGAGCCCUGCUCACUGGUUGCAGGUUGUCACAGGGCCCUAUUGAGGUUGCAGAAUUUGCAGCCAAACAUCUUCUGAACUUGGACGCACUAAAUACAAGUUAUCAUGUUAGCUUGUCAAACCUGUAUGCUGAGCAUGGUCGGUGGAGAGAUGUGGAGAGGCUUAGGAGGUUGGUGAAAGAGGAGGGAUUGAGGAAGACUGCGGGAUAUAGCAUGGUUGAAGCAAAUUAAUCAGUAAAGUGGAAAGUUUAUUCCCUGUAAAUUAAUUUUUUUCCUUUUCUGAUAACAAACUACAGCUCUGAAAGGCGAAUGGCUUAUAUUUUUUUCUCAUCUCAUAUCAUUUAAAUGUGUGGGGAAUAAGUUGUUGAGACUUCUUAUGGUAUAGUGAUCAUUUUCCAUUUGACCUUCAAAGAUCCUAUUAUAAGUUCAUCAUGAUA